AUGACAUGCACAUCAACAGACAAGAUCCUCUUGGAACCGUAUCACUACUUGUGCACACACCCAGGAAAGGAAAUACGCUCCAAACUCGUAGACGCAUUCGGACUCUGGCUACACGUUCCUCAAGACAAACUACAACUCAUUCGUGAAUGUGUGGAAAUGCUUCAUACCGCUAGUUUAUUGAUUGACGAUGUCGAGGAUGACUCGGAUUUGAGACGAGGGAUUCCUGUCGCCCACAAGAUAUUUGGCAUUCCCUCGACAAUAAAUUGCGCAAAUUAUGUCUACUUUCUCGCCCUCCAAAAACUAUCCAAUCUCAACGAUCCGCGUGCGGUGCAGAUUUUCACGGAAGAGCUCUUGCAGCUGCAUCGGGGCCAAGGCAUGGAGAUUCACUGGAGGGACACAGGAACAUGUCCCACAGAGGACGAGUACAUUGGCAUGGUCAAGAAUAGUAAGUGUUGUGUUGAGUGUGGUAAGAUGUUUGCAAGCGCUGACGAAGCGUACUAUAACCUCGUUCUAAAAUCAAUUCUGCGUUUUAGUAUACCCAAAACAAGGGGCUUUGCAGAAGACCUUACUGAAGGGAAAUUCUCGUUCCCCAUCAUUCACUGCAUCCGAUCCGAUACCUCCAAUACCCAACUCCAACAUAUCCUGAAACAACGCCCAACAUCCCCUGACCUAAAACAAUUCGCCAUCACAUUAAUGACCAAAACACGGACAUUUGAGUAUUGUAAAAAUGUGUUGCGGGGGAUUGAAGAUGAGGCUCGUGAGGAGAUUCGGCGGUUAGGUGGGAAUGAGGCUUUGGAAGGGUAUCUAGAUUUUGUGGCUGUUGAUUAUGCGGAAUGA
Molecule: messenger RNA, 837 nt
Organism: Spizellomyces punctatus DAOM BR117
Lineage: Eukaryota; Fungi; Chytridiomycota; Chytridiomycetes; Spizellomycetales; Spizellomycetaceae
Product: farnesyltranstransferase
Exons: 5
Coding region: 1-837 (278 amino acids)
Biological process (GO): isoprenoid biosynthetic process
Molecular function (GO): prenyltransferase activity
Source: RefSeq, a predicted model, not a curated record